AUGAGGCGAUCCCAUGGUGAGGGCCGUAUUUGUUUUGGUAUGGUGAUUUUGUAUUACCAGCGCUGCUUCAACGCGAGUGCCAAUCCGCCAUACCGACGCCGCUCCUCUGAUCCACAAACCGUGCGAGAGAAGGGGGAUUUUCGGCGAGAUAUGAAGUUUUCAAAGCAGCGACCCCUUCCAAAUGUUCCAUGGCUGCAAGACAAGAAAAGAACCUACAUGGACGAUGCAGAAAGGUUGUAUGGACGGAAAGAAGCAUGGUGUAGAAUUGAGGAUAAGGCACUACGGGAGAAACUCGCAUCUCUGUUACAAGAUUAUUUAAGAGAUACAAUUGACGCAACGAAACAGGAAGUUCGUGACGCGCGGAAGUACAUGCAGCUCUGUGAUCGAAUGGAUGCUGAAUACCGUGCCUAUGUUACGGCAGCGGCAUUCUCUUCACCGCAACUGUUGCGAACAUGGGCAGUGGAUUUGUCCCAGAAAAAGGGCGAAGAGACCCAAUCGCUGCAUACAUCGAAUGAUUGCCAACAAGGCAUUCUCUCGGAAGUGGGAAAUCUGACCUCAGCCGUUGCAGACGAGAAAAUAGAUAAUGGGAAAGAUGACAACGAGGAAGGGGGACACAUGGAUGAAAGUAAUGCACGAAGAGAUUUUGUGAAAGCGCGCCGUCUCCAGGGUGAGCAAGCGAUUCUGGAGAAUACUCCUGCCACAAUGGACCUUUCGGCGGCGGAGAAGCGAAAUGCGCCUUACUCUGCCUUCCCCUUCCUGCGCCAACGGGCCCUUGAGAAUGAAGCCUCAUUGGACCCCUCAUUGGUGGAUUGGACAGCGAAGUACUUUCCUGAAGAUGACGACCGCACAUUUACAUCUCCUCCGAAACUGCGUAAUGAUGUCGAGGAAGACAAGAGAGAGGAUGGAGGCUCAGCCGCAUCGUCUUCCAGAGGUAAACCGACCGACGGCAGUGGCUCACUGCAUCCUAAGCAAAACGUGCGUCGGAGGCUGCAGCGGUCACUACGCAUCCAUGAGGAUACACACCGCCCUACCUUUGAUGCAGAAGGUGCCUUCUAUCGCGUUCGACGGCAGGGCAAUGAGGAGGAUCGUGCACCGAAGCCACGUGCAGCUCGUGGCUCUGACGCAAGCAGUGAUCGUGAUCGUGAGGUGGUCAAGGUGUCGUGGGACACAGUGGUGAAGGCAAAAGAGCCGGGGUAUUCCGCGGAUAUCUUGCGUGCCAAAGAGCGGCUUAUACGGCUUUCACGAGGCGAGGACCCGCAGACUAUUCCUUGA
Molecule: messenger RNA, 1272 nt
Organism: Trypanosoma grayi
Lineage: Eukaryota; Euglenozoa; Kinetoplastea; Trypanosomatida; Trypanosomatidae
Product: putative U4/U6 small nuclear ribonuclear protein
Exons: 1
Coding region: 1-1272 (423 amino acids)
Source: RefSeq, a predicted model, not a curated record